CACAAAAAAAACCCCGAAAAACCAACCAACCAAAAAAACUCAAACCCAACCAAGCCAAAAAACUCUCAUAUGAAAGGUGAACAGUUCAAAUCCUCACUGUAUGACAUAAAUGUAAGAAUUCCUCAUACAGGUUCAAUCUAUCUGGGCCAAUACCCUGAACCAUGGUCACAGCACAUUACUGAGAUGAAAGCACAAAACCCCAAAAAUUGGGGUAAACAAUCCUGAGAAAAUGAUUUGGAAACAAGCCCACCCUUGAGCACAAACUAAAACUGGCAGUCUGAUGGCUUUCCCUGGUUUGAAUCUGCAUGUGUUCCAGUUGUUCAGAACUCAGGAAGUUGGAAAAGACCAGCUUCAAACUCCUUGUUUGAGCUCACCUUCCAAGAUUAACUUGAAUACAAAAAAGGUCCACCCUGAUGGUGUUUCCUGAACACAUGAGAAUCUCUUAACAAAAAUCAGUGAGAAAUUCGUCCUUAUAGUUUCCCAUGUUUAAUCAUAAUGAAAAACAGCAGACCAGCAUAAGUAAAAACUAACAAACUAACCAAAACAGAUAGGACAUUAAAUCUUCAAAGUAAUUGUGAAGUUCCAAGUAGUGUGAUGAUCGAGUACUUGACUGCAUAUUAUAUACACUCCUCCAUGGAAAUGCCCAUUUCAUCUGUUCUAAUGCUUUACUUUUCUUCCAACACAGGGAUCCCACACACCCCAGCUGUGCCUCCUCAGAUCUGUACAACACUGAUUCGCACUAUCCAAAAAUUUCAAGUGUUCCAGCUGUCAGAAAAGAACUGGGGGCAGCUGAAUGUCAGGAUGCAAGUAGUUACUAUUGUAUUACUAUUUCUUCUUUGUAAGGCAUCUGACUGUAGGAGGACAAGGAAUAGGAGUGUGAGAAACAAUGAAAGGGGAAACAUCUUAAGGAGAGCAUCUAGCACUGUUAAGCGCAAUGCCCGAGACCUACCAUGUGAUAUUUACACUUACCUUCAUGAGAAAUACUUAGACUGUCAGGAAAGAAAAUUGGUUUUUGUGGCACCUGAUUGGCCAGAAGAUAUAAAACACAUGCUGCUAGCAAGAAACAGAAUUCGUAAACUAAAGAAUAAUAUGUUUUCUAAGUAUAAAGUGCUGAAAAGUCUGGAUUUACAACAGAAUGACAUAUCAAAAAUUGAGAGCGAGGCUUUUUAUGGUUUGGAUAAACUUACCACACUCUUACUUCAGCAUAACCAAAUUAAGAUUUUAUCUGAAGAGAUUUUUAUUUAUACACCCAAUCUAAACUACCUUCGUCUCUAUGACAAUCCCUGGCAUUGCAGCUGUGAACUAGAAACUCUUGUUACAAUGCUACAGGUUCCAACAAACAGGAAUUUGGGAAAUUAUGCCAAAUGUGUGCACCCAAUAGAACUGAAAAAUCAGAAGUUAAAGCAGGUAAAAGCUGAUCAGCUAUGUAGUGAAGAGGACAGGCAGGAUCCCAAAAACAUAAAACGGGAGAAGCCUGAACCUGCCAAACCAGAAUUUGAUUCCUCUUUGUGCCACAUGUAUGUGUUUCCUGUGACAACUCUGAACUGCAGAAGAAAAGAUUUAAAGAAAGUUCCAGGCAACAUACCUCCAGAUAUAGCUAAACUUGAUUUGUCCAACAACAAAAUUAGACAGCUACGAGCCAAGGAGUUUGAAGAUGUCAGUGAACUGAAGAUAUUAAAUCUAAACAGUAAUGGACUAGCAUACAUUGAUCCUGCUGCUUUUUCAGGCCUCAAUAAUUUAGAAGAGCUGGAUCUAUCAAACAACAGUUUGCAGAAUUUUGAAUAUGGAGUACUGGAAGAUCUUUACUUUCUGAAAAUACUGUGGCUGAGAGAGAAUCCUUGGAGAUGUGAUUACAACAUACAUUAUCUUUUCUACUGGCUGAAGCAUCACUACAAUGUUCACUACAAUGGCCUAGAAUGCAAAAUGCCUGAGGAAUACAAAGGAUGGUCUGUUGGAAAAUAUGUUCGAAGUUAUUAUGAGGAAUGUCCAAAAGACAAGCUUCCUGUUUAUCCAGAAACUUUUGAUCUGGACAAAGAUGACGAGGAAUGGGAACGACACAAGGAGCAAACAGUUCAGACAGUAAAGAAGCACGGUGUAAUUGUCACUGUGAUAGGCUAGUAAGGGAAAACUUUCCCUUAGUAGGUUUAAAUAUCUGAUACUUUGAGAAAGAAAAACAUGCUGUUUACAUUUGUUCUAAUUGUUCUGUUGGUUUGUAGGACUAUCUGCCUACACAGAUGUCUGUAUAUUGCCAAAAAUAACUACAGAAUGACAUUAGUUCAACAGCAUCCUUCAUCUAAUAAUUGUUUUUGACAAUUUGUUCUGGACACUCUUGUGAAAUACUUUGGCAAAUCGAUAGACACAAAUGUACAUAAUAUGGUUGGAAGAAGUUGUCUUAUGUAUGAACACAGUUUAUGUUCACACAGAAAUAACUGCAGGAUUGUGACCAAGACCCAUUUUCCUUGAAUGUAUUGACAGUUCUUUGUAUCUAUCAGUUUCCUGAAAUAUUCCCAGAAAAUGUUUCUAAGAUUUUUAUAUUGACUACCUGUUGUUUUAUUGUAGACCAAAAAACCAAACUGAAGACUAACCUUAAAUACAAUUCUAGAAAAAGAA
Molecule: messenger RNA, 2610 nt
Organism: Zonotrichia albicollis (white-throated sparrow)
Lineage: Eukaryota; Metazoa; Chordata; Aves; Passeriformes; Passerellidae
Source: RefSeq, a predicted model, not a curated record